CAUCGGUUUCAUUUUCGAGUAAUCGACGAGCGACGCACGUAUACGCACAGAUGGUAAAAUUUCCACAACUUGGUGCUCGCGAUGAGAAAAAAGGCACCGAACGAGCGCGAACGGAAGCCGCGCGCUUCAGUAAUCACGAUCCGAAGAACUUUCUGCGAGAAGAGGAGAUCCGACGGUAGUCGGUCAGUCGCUGAAAGUGCGUCGGUCGCGAUAGACAUCGUAAAAUUGAUAGCGACACGUCUAAGCUUAAUUUCUGUGCGAGAUAUACACGAAAGCAGACGGUAAACCAUCGGCUGAUUCGAAUUGUACUGCGGAAGAAGGAUAUCUCUUAUUCAAGCGCGUCGAACGCAGAGGGAAUAUAUUUCAGAGGGGUAUUUCCAAGCUUUUAUCCGGAGCUUUCUGGCUUUCAAGUCUCAAGUACCCUCCGACGUACAGGUUGAGCCACGUAUAUACCAAAAUAAAAUUUUAAAUAUUAGAACCCACCGCGGUCAAAAAUAGUACACACUUUUGUACCUCCAAGUACAUCCAGCCGUACGCUCUUACGUACGCGCACGUACACGCCCGUCCGGUGAAUUGUUUUCAACUAAUUUUUCGACCAAUAUUCACCCCGGUAAAACGUGGAAAAUGCCAUCGUUCGGGGACCUUCGGGGUUGCGUGAAAUUCUGACUUUUUUCCAUCCCUCGUGGUUUCGCAGAUCAUUGCCGCAUUGUUCAAAAAUCUUUUAGCGGAGAUUUUCUUCUUGUAUUUUUUCACUUUGGAAUUACGGAUGAUUUCGUAAUCGUGAUAAAGACGCCAGUAUUCGUUCGUUUAUUGUUAAUUAUUUAGUUCAUUCGAUCGACGGGGGCGUAAGAGAAAAGAAAUUGAGAGAUAUAAGUCGAACGUCAAUCGAGAAGGAAAAUGUACAAAUUAUUAGCCACUGCUUUGAUUGUUUUCUCAAUUUUACUCCCGCUGCAAAGUGUUCUUGCCGACGAAACAAUCGGCGAUAAUGUUGAUAAUCGCACCGCUGUCGAUGCCACUUUGAGUAAUAACGGUACCUAUAAUCGGGCUAAAAAAGCGCAGAUAGUACGAAAAUUGAAAAGAGAUUUCAGAAAAUUGAAAAAACAAGAGGGCGCUAUUAAACUCGUCGACGGAAGGGGUAAUUACGAAGGAAACGUUGAAAUUUUACACAAUGGAAAAUGGGGCAGCAUUUGCGACGACGAAUGGGAUUACAUGGAAGCGAAUGUCGUUUGCAGACAGUUGGGAUUCGAAGGAGCGAUCAAACAAACGACCAAUGCUCGCUUCGGACAGGCAAGACGUCGUUUUUGGAUGGACAAUAUUUACUGCGAUGGUACGGAAGACGAAUUGUCCAAAUGCCGUUUCGAUGGUUGGGGUCAGUCCAACUGUGAGGGAAGCGAGGCCGCCGGAGUUGUGUGUAAACACGAAGAAGAGGCUACGCCUCCGCCGACGCUGGUAGCCGCUAAGCCCCCGAAACUGAGGAUCAAAGACGUGCAUCGUCAAGGCAUGGCCGUACGAUUAGCCGGGGGACGGGUACCGAGCGAAGGUCGCGUCGAGGUCAAACUCGGCAACGACGACUGGGGACUCGUCUGCGGCGAUAGUUGGAGUUUGUUCGAGGCGGGUGUUGUCUGCAAACAAUUGGGUCUCGGUUACGCUUCGGACGCUAUCCAGACGAAUUUUUUUGGCGGUAAUCGAAUGCCCAUGAGCAUCAGCGGCGUAAGAUGUCAGGGUGACGAGCCGAAUCUCGCACAUUGUCUGCACGACGAGGUAAUCGAAUGUCCGGGUAUAGCGGAAAAUGUAGCGAGCGUGCUCUGCGUUCGUCAAAUAGCCGAUCUCGUGUUCGAUCAUACCGAAUUAAUGAGGACGGCGCACCUCGAAGACCGUCAACUCUAUUGGUUGCAAUGUGCGAUGGAAGAAAAUUGCGUCGCAUCCCAGGCCUACAAGAUCCAAAAGGAUUCGGAUAACUGGCACUUGGAAACGCGUCGUCUCUUGAGAUUCACGGCGAGAAUUCUGAACGCGGGAACGGCAGACUUUCGACCGUCGGUACCGAAACAUCUCUGGGAAUGGCACAUGUGUCACAUGCACUAUCAUUCGAUGGAAGUCUUCGCUACCUUCGACAUAAUCGAUUCGAAUGGGACGCGCGUUGCCGAAGGUCACAAGGCAUCGUUUUGUCUGGAAGACAAUCAAUGUCUUCCGGGAGUGGAACCGAGAUACAAAUGCGAGAAAUACGGCGAUCAAGGUAUUUCGGUGAACUGUACGGAUAUUUAUAAGCACAAUAUCGACUGCCAAUGGGUGGAUAUCUCGGAACUCGAACCUGGCCGUUACACCAUGAAGGUCGCAGUCAAUCCCGAGUUCAAGGUCGGCGAGAUGACCUUCGACAACAACGCGGCGGUAUGCGAGCUCUUGUACACGGAAACCUUCGCCUCGGUUCACAGCUGCAGACUGGAACGCCCCUAAAACUGAUUCGGAUACUUUUCUUUUAAAUUUACCUCCAUAUUCCGAGGUGAUCGAUAGUGGAUAGCAUAGAAAAAUUAUAUUUCAAAACUAGUCGCGGGUGAAAGGGACAGCAACAGCUGGAGGGGUGCUCCUGUCCCUUUCAUACGGACGGAUACCCUUGAUUCAAUUGUAAGACGUGAAUCGACGAUGUCGAAAAAAGUCAAUCAACGAUCAUCGUUCGAUCAAGGGAUAAUACGAGUCGAAGGGAAGACCCACGACGGACGCACUUUCAAUAAAUCCCAGCAUACACCUUGAGGAAGUUAGAAGAAGGUUAUCCCCACCACCGAACACCCCAGCCAGCUUAAUCUAGCCUAACAAUGACACGGUAUACCUAUCGCGACUAACGUAUACAAGGUGUACAUCACAUUUUCCCCGAUACCCGAGCGACUUGUGCCAUUUCGUACGCAGGCAUAGGCCGUAGGGUAUUCCGUGUCAAGUCGACCAGGUUCUCACUUGAUUCACUUCUCUUCUCCAUCUCGCAAGUCCUUUCGGAUUUGGUGAAAUCAUAAGGAGCAACGGAGAACGCGCCACGUACGGAGUUUCGAGUUGCUGCUACGACCUAAAAAUAUCGUUCGCCCUUUUUCGUCGAUCUAUUUAUUCGGCUCUUCGAUUUGUUCAGUUUUCUAAUUUUCCUCGUCGCAGAGUCGAGUUGCGACGGAACGCCCUGUAUACAACGCACUGCGGUAUUACCUUCAUCGUGACACCUGGUAAAUGGUUAAUUCAUUUAAAGCUUGGCAAAUGAGGCUUGCCAAGGUAUAAAAGUACGGCUUCGCAUAUCGAA
Athalia rosae (coleseed sawfly) is the source of this 3271-nucleotide messenger RNA. RefSeq names its product lysyl oxidase homolog 2. Gene Ontology annotation, cellular component: membrane. Bases 898 to 2451 code for a protein of 517 amino acids. Gene Ontology annotation, molecular function: copper ion binding; protein-lysine 6-oxidase activity. The record is from RefSeq and is a predicted model, not a curated record. The transcript has 8 exons. Gene Ontology annotation, biological process: peptidyl-lysine oxidation. NCBI's taxonomy places the organism in Eukaryota, Metazoa, Arthropoda, Insecta, Hymenoptera, Athaliidae.